This is a messenger RNA of Fusarium poae, 357 nucleotides long. RefSeq lists its product as uncharacterized. The record is from RefSeq and is a predicted model, not a curated record. The transcript is spliced from 4 exons. Bases 1 to 357 code for a protein of 118 amino acids. NCBI's taxonomy places the organism in Eukaryota, Fungi, Ascomycota, Sordariomycetes, Hypocreales, Nectriaceae.
AUGGUCACCCAACGGACUCCCUCUGCCAUCAAAUUUCACGACUCGAAGCAGAAAUUCCAAGCUGCGUUUGACCGCGCUGUCAGUCAAAAGGGAGAGGCUGAAAAGCAAUACAAUGACGACAAAGAAAUGGGUAUAACCAAUGAUAAUUUCAAUAUGUGGUCUGCUCAAAAUUAUCCUUCCUACACUGCCGCCAGACAGGACUAUAGAGCUGCCAGGGCGUACUACGAGCAGGUACUCAAACAGGCUGACGAUGAAGGUUUUAAGGCUUGGCAGGAAAAGCUUCAACAGGCGGCGAGAGACAACCCAGGACCAGAUGGACAUCCAGAUUACGACACCUUGGUCGGGCCUGACGAAUAA